Molecule: messenger RNA, 1767 nt
Organism: Verruconis gallopava
Lineage: Eukaryota; Fungi; Ascomycota; Dothideomycetes; Venturiales; Sympoventuriaceae
Exons: 2
Coding region: 614-1726 (370 amino acids)
Source: RefSeq, a predicted model, not a curated record
GUGUGCAGCAUGUAGCUCUGGCCACCUGGAACCUGCGACUUGACUUCGUCUGGGAUAUACAUAUUCUGGGACAGACGUGACGUUCGUGUCCGCGGUCUACUGCAUGCACUGAAGGCAGGGGACACGCACUGAAACUCUUGGAACCUCUUGUCCUCCUAACCUCGAUUUCUUGGUUGUUCUUGUCGCUGUCGUCUCUCUGCUUCUUUUUGCUCUUCCCUCCGAAGGUCAAUUGUUCUCGUCAGCUGUUUUCGCACCGCCUCUUGCCCGUCUCAAAUCCGAAACCGUGUCAUCCACAGCCAAGCUUUGCUGACCUCCGAACCUCCUGUCGAGCACUUCGAAUGUCUGACUGAAGCAUGAAGGCGGACGACAAUUUAUUAAGACAUGUCCCGGAGUCAGACAUGGGAGGAAGUGCGGCUUUCGGACUGAACGAUCGAUUUUCCAAAUCCUGCGGCUAGGCGUCAGCCUCGUCGUCGUAGAUCCCCAAACCCGAUCUGCUCUACUUCGAUUCUCCAACACUGCCAACUGGCCUGCUUGGAUAUUGGGCCAAGAAUCUGAUCCAAUCGUGUCUCCUUCCACCUAUGCUGCAACCGUCAGCACUCGGGCUCGUGCCAUUAUGGUCAUUCUUGUCGACGACGAUCAAAUUUCCUCGCUGUGGGCUCCAGGCCGCGACGGUGGGGCGCUGGAGGCAGCAUUCAGCCAAGACUUCGAGGAUGAUCACGAGCAAGAGGGCCUGUGGAGACAUUCGCUCGACCCUAAGCGCGAGGAGCACAUGCCGCAAGAAUAUCGAUCUUGGGAACGGUGGAGCGAUCACUUCGAUAAAGAGCCCGAGGCGCGAAUUCUUGCCUUCAACAUGAACUCGGACUGCACGAACUGUGGCCACAGCGCCUGGGAUCUGGUCGAGCGGCCGGGCCUGAAGGCGAUCCAGUGCCGCUCCUGCGGCCACACGCCAACCGAGUGCGGCUCCUCCCGCUUCGCCAGCAGCCGCUUCAGCACAUACACCAACUGCUCGCGGCCAUCGGUCAUGUUCGGGUACCAGGAGAGCGAAGGAUCGGAGGCAGAGGGCGAGACCUUCGAGCCGGUGCCUCUGUUGGAGGAUGACGAGGAAUCUGUGACGGAUGAGACGGAAGGGAUCAUCGAGCGGGACUUCGGUACACCAGGCGUAGAUUCCCCGCGCACAGCGACCGCUCCUUCCGCUGUUCGGUCCGUUAGGCAGAGCGUCGCGCAGCCCGUUCCGAGGCCGCGCUGGUUCGAGGCCGAGGAGAACGUCACGUUUCGGUUCAAGCUCACGCCGCGCGGGAGAGAUAGUGCUGGGACGUCUGUUCCGCGGGCGAACGAGGACGGAUCAUCGCGUCCGGCGGUCGGGCACUCCGGCGAGUCCUCGUCGCACCCGCCAGGCAAAUCCGUCGAAGGCCACGGCCCGGCACGCGGCGUGCACGUACGCGAGCUGGCGGACGACCCGACGGCGUGGCAGCGCCUGCUCACGAGCGCGUUAUUCUUGAUCAAGGAGGACCAUAUGCCGAUGCGGCCGGGUGAGGCAAAAGUGCUCGACCUGGGCCUGCUGAACGCGCGACAGAGCGGAGGCAAACAUCUGGCGAUGAGGCACCAUAGUGUGAAGGAGUAUGAGGACAACGUUCAGGCUGGUGGAUAUGCGGCAAAGAGGAUCAGGUGGAGGGUUGUUGUGAAGCAGGUUCAGGAACAAGAGAGGGGCAGCCUCCUGCCGAAGUGAGGGAACGAAUUGAAGACGUUAACUUUGAAUUUUUUUUUUAC